Molecule: messenger RNA, 1821 nt
Organism: Candida dubliniensis CD36
Lineage: Eukaryota; Fungi; Ascomycota; Pichiomycetes; Serinales; Debaryomycetaceae
Product: non-canonical poly(A) polymerase
Exons: 1
Coding region: 1-1821 (606 amino acids)
Biological process (GO): RNA 3'-end processing
Cellular component (GO): nucleolus; TRAMP complex
Molecular function (GO): poly(A) RNA polymerase activity; mRNA binding
Source: RefSeq, a predicted model, not a curated record
AUGGGAGCCAAAAGAAAGAGGGAAAAUCUAAAUGGAAAACCUCGAUCCAAGAAACAAAAAAAGAACAGUUUGCCAAUAAAGGUGGACAAUGCAUCACUUCUAGAGAACAAAUUUGAGACUUUGCAAAACCAUUUAGAUGAAGAGUCUGACUCUGAAUUAAUCUAUGACUACGAUAGAAAGAAGAGUGAAGAGUUAACUGAUGAGGUGGUGUUAAUUGAUAGUGAUGAUGAAUUCAAUAAGUCAAGUGUUGGUUCUGACAAUGAUAAUCUGGAAUCAGAGGAAAAACAUGCGAUAGUAGAUAAAGAAGAAACUCCGGAAAAUGAAUUAGCAAACAAUGAAGAUUUUAUUGGUUUUGGGUUUCUGUCUGAAGAUGAAAGUGAAGAAUUUUUGGACUCUGAGGAUGACUCAUCUUACAAAAACGAAGGUGACUAUGCCAAUGGGGGGACACCAAAUUCUCAUUAUCCGUGGGUUAAAGAUCAUGACCAUUCUAAGCAAAAGGAGAUAGCUGAUUGGCUUACAUUGGAGAUGAAAGAUUUUGUGAAUUACAUAUCCCCUUCUAGUGAAGAAAUUGUCACCAGAAACAAUGUCAUCAGUACGUUGAAAACGGAAAUAGGGAUGUUCUGGCCAGGUACUGAAACUCAUGUUUUUGGAUCUUGUGCAACAGAUUUAUAUUUACCGGGUUCAGAUAUCGAUAUGGUAGUUGUUUCAGAAACCGGAGAUUAUGAGAAUCGUUCCAGGUUGUAUCAGCUUUCAACUUUUUUAAGAACUAAAAAGUUGGCUAAAAAUGUGGAGGUUAUUGCCAGUGCCAAAGUACCGAUAAUCAAAUUUGUGGACCCAAUUUCAGAGCUUCAUAUUGACGUAUCAUUUGAAAGAACAAAUGGACUUGACGCAGCCAAGAGAAUAAGAAGAUGGCUAAUAUCUACCCCGGGACUACGUGAAUUAGUUUUGGUAAUCAAACAGUUUUUACGCUCACGUAGACUAAAUAACGUGCACGUUGGUGGUUUGGGUGGUUACGCUACAAUCAUUAUGUGCUAUCAUUUUUUGAGAUUGCAUCCAAAACUAUCGACUAGCUCAAUGGACGCUUUAGAUAAUUUGGGUGUGUUGUUGAUUGAGUUCUUUGAAUUAUAUGGCCGCAACUUUUCGUAUGAUGAUUUGAUAAUCUCUUUGGACAGUGAUACUGAAGAACCUCGGUAUGAAAAGAAGGCUAACCACCCUAUACUAAACACUUCAAGAAACACCUUUUCCAUUGUGAUCCGAGAUCCAGCUGAUACCACCAACAACAUUACAAGAUCAUCUUACAAUCUAAGGGAUUUAAAAAAAGCCUUUGGCGGGGCCUAUCAACUACUUGUAGAAAAAUGCUACCAGCUAAAUGCUGCUUCAUAUAAACAAAGAUUGGGUCAACUGAUAUUAGGAGAUAUAAUAAAAUACAAAGGUAAAGAAAGAGAUUUUAACGAUGAUCGUCAUAAAGUGGUAAACCACGCAUUAAUCAAUCAUGAAGAAGAGACAGAUGACGAAAGUGAUGGACUCGAUGGCAAUGACAAGUAUUACUUUUCUGAUAUGACGGUGGAGAGCAAUGAGGAUGAAUACGUUCCGCCAAAGAAACGUGCCACGCCAGUCACCAACAAGGCAAAGGACACUAAGAAAUUAGUGGAGUCCUUUUUAAGUCUUGAAGACAACAGUGAUGCUGAUGAGCUGCUAGCAAAAGACAACGCUGGCGGAAUUGAGGAAGAGCCAUAUAUCCCAAAACUUAAAAAAGUGAAAUCAAACCUCGAUAAAGAUAUCAAGAGAGAUUACUGGAGACAAAAGGGUUUAGAUUUAUGA